CCGGCGCCGACGCGGCACAUCAUCCUCGUGCGCCACGGCCAGUACGACGAGUCGUCGAAGGACGACGAGCGGCGCGUGCUCACGGGUUUGGGCCGCGACCAGGCCGUGGCGACGGGCCACAAGCUGCGGGCCGUGCUCGACGCGUCCGGGUCCCCGGACACGGAGAUCCGCAUCCGGUCGUCGACGCUCACGCGCGCCAAGGAGACGGCCGCGCUCAUGAUGCCGCACCUGCCGGAUCGGACCGAGCACCUCGGCUGCGAUCCGAACCUGAACGAGGGCCGGCCGGCGCAGGUCAUCCCGGGCAAGGCCUACUCCAACGCCGUCGUGCGCGCCGACAACGACCGCAUCGAGGAGGCCUUCCGGUCCGUGUUCUACCGGUCCGGGCCCCGCGAGGACGGCGCGCUGCACGAGUACGAGAUCGUCGUCUGCCACGGCAACGUCAUCCGCUACUUCGCGCUGCGGGCGCUCCAGCUCCCGCCGGAGGCCUGGCUCCGGCUCUGCACCUUUAACUGCUCCGUCACCUACCUCGUCGUCCGCCCCUCGGGCUCCGUGUCCCUCCGCGCGCUCGGCGACAUCGGCCACCUCCCG
Molecule: messenger RNA, 588 nt
Organism: Aureococcus anophagefferens
Lineage: Eukaryota; Pelagophyceae; Pelagomonadales; Pelagomonadaceae
Exons: 1
Biological process (GO): positive regulation of mitochondrial fission
Cellular component (GO): mitochondrion
Source: RefSeq, a predicted model, not a curated record